Messenger RNA from Lonchura striata (white-rumped munia), 2379 nucleotides. It is a transcript of the gene LSM5, whose product is annotated as LSM5 homolog, U6 small nuclear RNA and mRNA degradation associated. Gene Ontology annotation, biological process: mRNA splicing, via spliceosome. Gene Ontology annotation, molecular function: RNA binding. NCBI's taxonomy places the organism in Eukaryota, Metazoa, Chordata, Aves, Passeriformes, Estrildidae. Gene Ontology annotation, cellular component: U4/U6 x U5 tri-snRNP complex; U6 snRNP; Lsm1-7-Pat1 complex. The record is from RefSeq and is a predicted model, not a curated record.
GGCCCGGCCCCGUCGCUGUGGGCGGAGGCGGCGGCCAUUGGCCAGGGCCGGCUCCGAGAUGGCGGCGAGCGCGGUGUCCAACCCGUCCCAGCUCCUGCCGCUCGAACUUGUGGACAAGUGCAUCGGUUCACGCAUUCACAUCGUGAUGAAAAGCGACAAAGAAAUAGUUGGGACACUUCUAGGAUUUGAUGACUUUGUCAAUAUGGUGCUAGAAGAUGUUACAGAAUUUGAGAUCACACCUGAGGGCAGAAGAAUCACAAAGCUGGACCAGAUUCUGCUCAAUGGAAAUAACAUAACUAUGCUGGUUCCUGGAGGAGAAGGACCUGAAGUAUGAAGACAUGAUAUUCAGAUGUACUUUAUAUAUAUGCAAAAUCUAAAUAGAGAUUUUGGGGUAGAAAUGUGUUUGGCUAUGGAUUGUUUGUUUGCUUUACUUACAUGCUUGACAUUUUACAAAAGACAGCUCUUUAGGAAAGGUGCUGGUGGUAAUGUUGACUUUGUAAGUUGAAAUCAUUACUUUCUUGUAAAGACCCCUGAACCUCUUCUGAAUAAAAGGCUUUUUCUUUGUUGGUUACUGUGUUCUGUCAGGUGAGUGCACUAGUUUGAUAAUUUUAUAACUACUUGAUGGAGUAGAAAAAUGACAGUUGUGUUUCGGUUGCCAUCAGUCUUCAUUUUUUCUACAUCUGUUGUGUUUGUUUCUGACCUAAAAUAUAAAAGUCUAUAUAAUACAGAAGUCAUGAGCCAGGACAUUACUGUGCUUUGGCAUACAGGCAGAUACUGAACUGGAUGUUUUGUUCAAAGUCUGUGUCACUGGAAACCAUGUGGCAGAAUUCUGUAGAGUUCUGAAAGCCCUUCAGACUGGGUGCAUCUGUUUGAUGCUUAGCAGCCUUUGGUUGUGCUGGCCUUGAGGUUCAACUUUUGUGGACCAUUUUGCUUGGUGGUUAUGCUUCCUUAUAGCAAAGGCCUUGCAAUGGCAUUUGGCAAGUGAGAACAGACAGACCUGACCUGUUUCCUGUUUUGAGACUAAAAAUCCCCAAAGCUGGUGUUCAGACUUCUCACUGGUGUCAGGGAUGACUGCUUUCACCACUCGAUGAUUCUGUGUAUACUCAAAUUGGGAGGUACCUGUGGCUGCUUACAUAGUUCGAAACAUUCAUUUUAGAGUAAACAGGAGCCUUGUAUCUCUAUCUGUUCUCCUGUGAUAUAAAAGUGUGACAGAUAUUGCAAGCUACUAUGUUAGGAUAAUUUCUGUAAGUAAUUGCUGUUAUGUUAUGAUGCCAUGCUCCCAGUGCAGCUUAUGCUUCCAUAGUACACCUCUCAGCUGGCUUUGGAGAGGAAUCACAGAUGCCUGCUGUCACUGUAGACAAGGUGGGUGCAGCAUGGGCUCAUGUGGACAGGGUGUGCUUUUCCUUCCCAUCACCAGAAGAAAAGAGUUGAAGAAGGGGGCUCAAAAGCAAGAUUCUGCAAGGAAGCUGCUGUACUGGAUCUUUCUGCCUUGCUUAAUCUGAAAGAAAAGCUGCCUUCUGCUAGCUGGGUGUGAGCUCCCAAAGCAGUGAGAAAGCCUGUUAAAAGGGAGAGGGAGUCCCUCCUCUCUCACAGGGAAAGUCUGGCUUCUGGCUCAUGUGUUCUAAGUAAGUGAUCUGUGAUUGCAGUGUUUAGAUUGUGUCCUGGCAAUCUAUACCAUUACUCCUUGAGUGUGUUUGGUUUUUCCCUUUCUGUCUCCAUUUCUUUUUCCAGCUUUUUUUAAAUAUAUGUAUUAAAAAAGAUACCGUUUUUAAAACUUAGAUUUGAUUGAAGCAUCAUCUAUGAGUGUUUGUGUCAAACACUUUAUUUCCUAGAAAUAAUUUGAGUUUUCACAAGAAAUGAGAGCACUUCAAAGAUAUCUAGUCAGGGCAGAACUACUGUGUUGGGUUAUUGUAGAAUAAGAUUUUGGUUUUGUUCCAGUAUAUGCACUUAAUUUCUAUUUCACUCAGUGUUCUGGAAACAAUCACGCUUCUGAGAGAAGAGUAGAUCUUGACUCAAAAGCAGCUUUUAUUCUGACAGCACAAACAUCUUGUUAUCUCAGAAGUUUGUUGCCUUGAAAAAGCCCAAACAACUUGGUACUGCCUCAGUUCUUGCUUGAUUUGCUGUGUUUUGUUCCAUUCACUCCAGAAGGAGUGCUAAGACUUUUAGGAAGACGUUUUAAUUCCUGACUCACAGGUCUACAGAGAUCCCUCUAAAGAGUUUAUGCAUGCAAAAUGCUGUUAGUCUUUUGUAAGAUAAAACAUUUUUUCACUAUCAGCUGAGAAUACAAAGUAUUCUAGGUAGGUCUGGUUUUCUUUGCAUUCAUUAUUCCCGUAGCCUGUUGCUUUGGAAGUGCAGCUAAUAAACUUGUCCAUUCAGCAA